Messenger RNA from Cryptomeria japonica (Japanese cedar), 1502 nucleotides. RefSeq names its product coniferyl alcohol acyltransferase-like. Lineage: Eukaryota; Viridiplantae; Streptophyta; Pinopsida; Cupressales; Cupressaceae. The transcript is spliced from 4 exons. The coding region runs from base 60 to 1502 and encodes 480 amino acids. The record is from RefSeq and is a predicted model, not a curated record. Gene Ontology annotation, molecular function: acyltransferase activity, transferring groups other than amino-acyl groups.
AUCCCUUUUCCUUUGAACUGUUUUGAAUAUUAUACUAGGUGUCCUAGUUCAGAGCUACAAUGGAGAAAGAGACGUUGAAAGAUUUCAGGGUGGAGAUCGUUCGAACCUUUGUCAUGCAAUCACCUGUACCAACAAAAGAUUGCACGCUCAAAGGUUCCAACAUAGAUCUCACUGUACCCGCCAUUAGUCCGGGUCACUUCUUUGUUUACAAAGCAGUGCAAGAUAAGACAUACCGAGAGAUUGCAAGCUCGAUUAAGAAGGCGCUCUGUGAGGUACUGGUACUGUUUUAUCCAGUUGCCGGAAGGUUUAUCAUCGGCCAUAACGGUGAGCCUGAGAUAGAGUGCAAUAAUCAAGGAGUGCCCUUCGUUGAAGCUGAAGCCGACGCCGCCAUUAAGGAUCUCGAUUUUUCUCAGCCAAGUUUUACUGCUGCAAAAUUGACUCCUACGAGGCACCCUCUCCAAGGAGAAUCACCUUAUUGUAUUCCUGUUCUAGCUGUACAGGUGACAAAAAUGAACUGUGGCGGAAUUGUAGUGGGUUGUUGUUUUGAUCACAGAAUAGUAGAUGGAAUAAGCAGUUAUAAUUUCUUUAAAGCAUGGACGGAGGCAGCACAAGGUCUAUCAUCUUCCAUUAUUACGCCUUGCUUUGAUCGCUCACUCAUUACUCCCCACCACCCUCUCAACACUCGUGCAGUGCCCGUCAUUGAUGGGCAUUACAUGGCACUGCCUUUCUCUGCUCUCGAUCGCACUGAUCCUCCUCCACCCCAAAUUGGCCGCAUCUAUCAUUUGGAUGCUCCUGCGCUUCUCCAAUUGCAGGCUCUCGCAAACCAAACUCAAGGAAAAACUCCUCUUGGUAAAUCCAUAACAAAGAUGGAGGCGGUCUCUUCAUAUAUUUGGAAAGUUUUUGCUCGAGCCCAGGCUUUGACUUCUUCAGAACCAACCAGAAUUGGUAUCCCGAUUGACGGGCGUGCAUAUCUGAACCUCCCUCCUGUUGCUCUUUGUGCCGCUGGAGCUACAGAGCUCGAAUCAGUUACAGAGAAUGGUGUGAACAAUGGUUUCAUUCAAGAGAUUAGCGCAAUUCCAUUCAAGGAGAGUUAUGCAGAGCACAUAUUAAAGCAGCCAUUAAGCAAGAUAGCAGAAAUUGUACGCAACGUAAUCAGUGCUUCUGCAAACAGUGAAUAUUUCAGGUCCGUCGUGGAUUGGGUGGAGGAGAAGAGACCAGCAGCGAUGUUAGUGAGAGUUUAUGGGGAGGAAGGGUCUGCCGUGGUGGUAUCGUCGGGAAUGAGGAUUCCAUUGUAUGAAUUUGACUUUGGUUGUGGGAAGCCUACGUUUUCAAGCGUAUAUUUUCCAUGGGGAGGAACAGCAGGGUAUGUGAUGUUGCAGGCGAGCCCCCUGGGAGAGGGGAAUAUGGUGGUGUAUAUGCACAUGGCCGAGAAGGACUUAGACGCCAUUGAAACUGAUCCCGAAUUUCUGUUCGUGAGGGUCAAUCGAAUGAAUUGCUGGUAA